This is a messenger RNA of Glarea lozoyensis ATCC 20868, 4161 nucleotides long. Its product is annotated as GTPase activation, GAP. The record is from RefSeq and is a predicted model, not a curated record. Lineage: Eukaryota; Fungi; Ascomycota; Leotiomycetes; Helotiales; Helotiaceae. Bases 1 to 4161 code for a protein of 1386 amino acids. Gene Ontology annotation, biological process: signal transduction. The transcript is spliced from 5 exons.
AUGGCUCCACUCGCCCACGCAUUAUCGUCGCACUCAUCGUUAACAAGUCUUUCCAGAGCCGCACAGCAAUCCAUGCCCGAUGGCAAUCCUGACGACGUCAACAUCGCGACGGAACUUCUCACCCGGCCUCGAAUUCCACACAGGCAGACUUCAUUCUCUGGAACCUCACUAGGACAACAGAGCCUAAAGGAUUCACAGUUCCAAGAUGAUUUGAAUGGCUCGAUUGGACCCAGCAGGUCCAGAAGAGCUUUACAGAGCAGCAACACCUGGACAUCCUCGAGUGGCGAAUUACUCUCUGAGCAGGAUGAGAUUGAAGACCGGUCCGUCUUCGUUGACGAAUAUAAUCGACUGGCCAAGAAGCAUGGUGUUCGAAUUAUGGUACUUGAGGAUUAUGAUGAAUAUGGUAAUAUCGCCAAUCUCUCUACGAAACCGCCCAGUUGGUUCUCAAGAAAUAUACUCCGCAGAACUUCAUCAACAACAAGUGUGCGUCAUGAUCGAGGUCUCAAACACCGACGAAGCAUAAGCGACAUCUCUAUGAGAUUGAAAUCAAGAAAGGACAAGCUUAAAGACAAAGACCUACAGGAACUGGUUCGACUUUGCGGUGCCAGCAUACUAUAUCUGCCUGCAGAAUAUGGCUCUGGAAGCUUGACUGUGCCAACAUGUUUUCGCGCCACAGCUCAGUAUCUUGUUCAACAUGGCCCUGCAGCGAGAGGUAUCUUCAGGAUUCCUGGUGCACAUAACAUUGUCGAAGCUUUGUACAAUCAUUUCUGCUCUGUCGACGAGGAUGGUGAUGUGAUAGCUGGAACAGUGCGCUGCCCUACACUAACAGAUCAUAUCAGGUGCGACGUACAUGAUGUUGCUUCUGCUUUCAAACGGUUUUUGUCAGGAUUGCCUGGUGGAAUUCUUGGGACUCUACCGUUGUUCGAUGCCCUGGUCGCCAUCCAAGGACAGCUACACGGAGAUGCUGAGUUCACAAAAACAAAGCAGAGCAAAGUCCGGGCACGUCUGAUUGCUUUGGCAAUUUCCACCUUGCGUUCGCACUAUAGACGUGAGCUUAUCUGCGCUGUCUUCGGUCUUUUAUCCAUGGUCGGGCGAACUGCUGAGACUGCCCCGAGGGAGGACGAGCGGGGAAGACCUCUGCCUAUCACUGACUUAAUGGGUUACGCAGCACUUGGGAUCGUGUUUGGUCCUUUGCUCGUUGGGGACCUUUUGGAUCAUUACAGUAUGCAUCUUGCGAACCCCAAUGGAGGACUUGUAUUGCUUCCAGUCAGCCCACCAAAGUCUCGAAAAGAGAAGAAAAGGAGGCAACGCCCGAACACUGAAGAAUCCACAGCUUUUAUGUCACAAGUGGAUAAGAUAAAAGUUGCGAAUAGCAUAACCGAGAUGCUGAUUACGCACUGGAGGGAGGUGGUUCGUCACAUGAAGAAUAUAGCUUCUUUGCAGGCACGCGAAAGCCAAAUGGCGUUGAAGGCCAUGCAGCCGUACCUACGGCCAUCUGUAUCUGAAGGAUUUUCGCUUCGCAAACCCCCAGACUGGGAUUUGCUAAGGCCGCUCCCACUGAAAGGAAAUGACCGGAGUCAAUCCCCAACUCCGAAUGGUCGCGCCAGCACAUUUGAUGAGUCAACAUUCAACCAAAGAUCGUCCCAAAAGGAGGAUCUGACGGUCAAAAAGCAAAGAUCUCGCUCGAGACCACGUCCCAAAUCUGGCCAACUCCUUUCUGGAUCCCGUUCCUUAACUCUACUUCAGCUUUCUCCGACUAUGGAGGAACUUACAAGUGAAGAUUCAGCUGCACCGCUCGCCGUCACCUCUUCCGAAAUCAAUGACCCCAGCCCUUAUACCGAGAUUGCAGUUCCUGAUGCACAAUCUAGUGCGGCAAAGAUUAAAGCACGACCUGGCACACCAUCAGCAAAGAGGAUAUCUCCCAAAUACAGAAAAUUACCGGGGAAUAGUUUGAUAGAUAGUGGAAUCCCACCGACCACACCGACAAAAAGAAGGACACAUCAGCACCUAAUGGAGAAGCACCCUUCGAAGCACGGAAAGCACAGCAUGGGUACGCUCAAUUCUUCUCAUUCCACUGACCCUCCACUCGCCCAAAAUAUGCUAUACCCAGAUCUGAAGCCGCCCGGUUCUUUAGUAACUACGCCUGCCCAAUCGAAUUCUUCAAUUUUUAGACGGACUGUAAAAAGCGAGCCAGGGAGGUCGAACGAAUCCACGAUUCUAGCUCCUCAACAUUUUAGAAAGCAUGCCAAACCAACACCUCCUACAUCAUCCUCUCGAGCAAACAUCCACACCAAAAGAGACUCUUUGACUACCACAUCUCACGAAGAUGACAUUGCAUCUCUGACGGAGAUGGGAAAGGUCCUGAGAGACACCGCUAAAGCACAGGUCGCUGAAGCCCAGCAAGACAAACCGCGCAGACCUUUGGUGGAGAGCAGCUCCUUAGAAGGAAGCCACUCGUCCAUGGCAGCAAAUUCAACAACGAUGAUUGAUAAUGAACCCUUGCUGAGCCCUUCAACCACGGCAAAGCCAGCUUUAACUCUCAGAACUGCUCCAAGAGAUCCAUUAUCAAGUGUUUCUCACGAGGAUGAUGUGAAGUCUCUAGCAGCUCUAGCUCGUGUUAUCGACUCAGACAAGGUAACGCCUACAAAACUUACCAAACCAGCAACUUUGCAAAAGAGGGCGAUAGGUUCUUCAGAGAAGACAGGCUCAGAGGAGAGUAAGGCAAAGAGGAAGUCCACAUCAGCAGAUCCCCCUAUGGCCACAAAAGCCAAACCUGGCGCUUCAUUCUUGCCACGACUUAGCACUCUAAUACGAGGACAAGAUAAAUCAGCCGCCUCGCCUUCUCUAUCGAGCCCCAAAGUAUCUGUAACCGAGCCACGAAAACCACUCAACGUAUCAUCUAUAGUCCGAGACGCUACCACACAAAAGACUCGUGACCCGGCGACUAUGGAUAGGCAGCCCAACAAGACUCUUAUGCCAUCGGGUGGAAGCGUGAAAGCUCUUGCUGAAAAGUUCAACAGUCAAAGUCCUACAAAACUGAACGAGUCUAGCUUUCCUUCCAAGAAUGCCCAUCGGAAAUCAGUCUCUGCAGACACGUGGAUACCAACUGCCACGAGUCGCAGGGAAAGCUUAGUUGCUCCAUACACUACUAACUCCUCACCCACAAAGUCUCAAAAGUCAGGACGGUCAGAAAGAACACCGCAGUCGAAUCGCAAAUCAGUGGCUGCAGCAAUCGCGGCAUCUAACCCAAGCUCUCCAAUAAGAGACCGCGAAAGAAAUCCUGUCAACCCUUCCCCUCCGCGUCGAAUUCUGAUUCCCUCGGUAGAUGAAACAGUGUCUCUACGUUCAGUUCGUAAAUCUGUUGAGGUUUCGGAGGAGAAAUGGGGUACAUUUGCUGUAAAUUCUUUUAACCCGUAUUCGAACGUGCUGAAAUCUGCCGAGCCCGCUAAUACCACGAUCAAGUCAUGGGAUGGUCAUAGAAGUCAUCCGGGGAGCCUGCCUUCCAUUGGAACUGUUCUACCUGCUCCAGAGCUACCACCUGUUGCUCAGCAUGUUCAUUUCCCACGGCCUCCGUCUUCGCUGGGGGAGAUGGCUGACUUCGUGCACCCAGACUCACCUUUUAGAGACAUCUUUCGCGGUUCUCCUACAUUGAGUCCCACAGCGAGUCCAGAAAUUUUACGCUGUCCAGGUACACCUCCAAUAACUCGCAGUAACUCAGUACUUCACACCCAAGUCAGAUCUUUGCAAAAGAGUAUAGAACAGAAAGACCAAGAGAUUGCGAAGUUGAAACAGCAGCUAAUUGCGAAGGGAACUCUCGACAUUGGCCCGUUGAGUGAGCAGCUUCGAGAGUGCAAAAGAGAGGUUCAAAUGUGGAAAACUCGAGCGGAGAUUGCAGAGAAGCAAGUCGAGAUGUUCUCAAUUCUGCCCCCUGGCAGAGUAAAUAGUAGCAGAUUGUCAUCUGAGGCGGCAAUGGAAAUCUACCGAUCCAAUACUGAUCGAAGUGAAGACAGCGGUAGAAAUGCUCGUCGCAGCAGUAAAAUUGGGCGAGGAUUUGAUGGUGCUGAGUGUUCUUGGAAAUCAGAUGACAGUAGUGGGACUAUUGUACGCGAAAUCGUGGAGAUUGAAGAUAUUUCGCAGCAAAGGCUUUCAGUGCUUGGAUGA